AGAGAGCAAGUGAGCGAGAGCCCAGCCGGAGGGAGAGCCAGAGCUAGGCGCAAAAGAAGGGCCAGCACAUUACAUCAUCGCUUGGCCUGGAAUCAAAUGGGAAGGAUAUGACUCACUCAAGCUAGUUAAGCUUUGGCUCAAAUUCUACACACACUCAUUCCAGAGCUCUCAUGUUCUGCACCUCAGGAGGGAAUUCAGCCUCAGUGAUGUCCAUGAGGCCUGUCCCAGGCUCUCUAUCUUCUCUGCUACAUCUCCACAACAGACAGAGACAGCCCAUGCCAGCCUCCAUGCCUGGGACCCUGCCCAACCCUACAAUGCCAGGAUCUUCCGCCGUCUUGAUGCCAAUGGAGAGACAAAUGUCAGUGAACUCCAGCAUCAUGGGGAUGCAAGGUCCAAAUCUCAGCAACCCCUGUGCUUCUCCCCAGGUCCAACCAAUGCAUUCAGAAGCCAAAAUGAGGUUGAAGGCUGCAUUGACUCACCACCCUGCUGCCAUGUCAAAUGGGAACAUGAACACCAUGGGACACAUGAUGGAGAUGAUGGGCUCCCGGCAGGACCAGACGCCACACCAUCACAUGCACUCGCACCCACAUCAGCACCAGACACUGCCACCCCAUCACCCUUACCCACACCAGCACCAGCACCCAGCGCACCAUCCUCACCCUCAACCCCAUCACCAGCAGAACCAUCCACAUCACCACUCCCAUUCCCACCUUCAUGCACACCCAGCACAUCAUCAGACCUCGCCACAUCCGCCCCUGCACACCGGCAACCAAGCACAGGUUUCACCAGCAACACAACAGAUGCAGCCAACCCAGACAAUACAGCCACCCCAGCCCACAGGGGGGCGCCGGCGAAGGGUGGUAGACGAGGAUCCCGACGAGAGGCGGCGGAAAUUUCUGGAACGGAACCGGGCAGCUGCCACCCGCUGCAGACAGAAGAGGAAGGUCUGGGUGAUGUCAUUGGAAAAGAAAGCAGAAGAACUCACCCAGACAAACAUGCAGCUUCAGAAUGAAGUGUCUAUGUUGAAAAAUGAGGUGGCCCAGCUGAAACAGUUGUUGUUAACACAUAAAGACUGCCCAAUAACAGCCAUGCAGAAAGAAUCACAAGGAUAUCUAAGUCCGGAGAGUAGCCCUCCUGCUAGUCCUGUCCCAGCUUGCUCCCAGCAACAAGUCAUCCAGCAUAAUACCAUCACUACUUCCUCAUCGGUCAGCGAGGUGGUAGGAAGCUCCACCCUCAGCCAGCUCACCACUCACAGAACAGACCUGAAUCCGAUUCUUUAAAAUGCACCAUAAGACCUGGCCUCCAAGAAGAGCUGUAGCGUAGCAUGCAUCCUUUCUUUUAAGGGCAUUUUUAGAAUUAACUCAGACCUGGAAGACUCCUCAGUUCUUCAAAGACUGGCUUUCAUUUUUAUAGUUACUAUGGAAAUGUUGUCUUUUAUACUUAGUUAUAUAAGAAAAAAGGGAGUUAUGCAAUUAAUAUCUAUCAGCUUGGGAAACGCUUUGGUGCUUUUCUCCAAUUUUCUGGUACCAGUUACUUGUUUAUAAACUGAACCUUUUCUGUAUAUAGCCAUGGUUUCAUUCUUAUCAGUCCAACCUUUGCCUGAAACAUUGAAUCUUGUUAAACCACAGCUUUUGGCCAAAAUGAGGUAUACCUAGAUGUCAAGUAAGACAGAUCCAAGGUAACUGGGUAGGAAAUCUUUUGACAUCUUAACUCAUGUUGAGUUUGUGCUGUGGUGUCACCAGAAUUCCAGAUAAACACACAGCCUUUCCCAUAACUUUUUUUUUCUUACUAUAAAAUAUUAUAAGAUCCAUCGAUGUCCAAAUAAUACCACCGAGCAUCUCUUCACCUCUCCUUCUCCUCUUGGUCCACUUGCUAAUGCCCAGUUUUCUUCUCCAUUUCCACUUUUUCUUAGGCUCCCUGUUUACUCUUCAUUUUGACUUCCUUCUGUUUUAUUUUUUUCUCUUUCAUUGCAUGUGAAUAAGAAAAUAAUGUUUAAAGAAAAAAAAAAAAACCUCCAAAACGUGGACCUAACCAUUGCUUCACUUACACUUCACCCACAGCUGGAGUUCAUUCAACUCUUGCUUUUCACAAAAUAGUAACCAGGAGAUGUUUAAUGUGCCUGAUUUAAUGUUUUUAAUAAUCAGAGCAAAUGAAAGGUGGUUUAGUUAUAAGUGAAGCACGGUUGAAUACCAGCUGGGGAGACACUAGGGAAGGGAGCUUUGUAAGCCUUGAUUGUGAAAGUCCAAAUUUUGAUGUGGGGCUAUAACAUGACACCCUUGGAUUGCAACUGGUUUUAUAUGGCCUGUCUAUAAUGUUGAAAAUCCAUGUACUAUAUAAUAAUUCAGAAGGGCUCUAUUCACUACACAGAUUACAUUGUUCAAUCAUCAGCUGCUAAUAGCCUAAGAUUUAUUAUUAUUAUUUUUUCUUAAGCCUAUGGAACCAGCUUUGCUGUUCUGGGGGGCGAAAAUAGACUAACUACUGGAGAAACAAAGAGAGAAAGAAAACCCGGUGUUUCCACAGGGGCACUUUUAGCCUUCCCACAACAGUUAAGCACUCUAUGACUGCUGAAGGAACCCCAUGGAUGAGGCGCAAGCUACUUCACUCUUUUUUUUUCUUUUUUGAGACAGAGUCUCACCUAUUGCCCAGACUGAAGUGCAGUGGUGCGAUCAUGGAUCACUGCAGCGUCAUCCUCCGAGUUCAAGCUAUCCUUCCACCUCUGCCUCCUGAGUAGCUGGGACCACAGGUUCACAUAACCAUGCCUGGCUAAUUUAUUUUUACUUUUAUUUUAAAAUAAAAGAUGAGGUCUCUCUUAUGUUGCCCAGGCUGGUCUCAAACUAUCCUACUUCUUCCUCCCAAAGUGUUGGGAUUACAGGCGUGAGUCACUGCACCCAGCCUACUUCACUCUUCUGAAUUAUUCUGAUUUAUUUUCAACAACUUUUGUGAACUUGCCCAUGAUACAAAGCAGAUAGUCCCUGAACCACAGUCGUGCCUCCUUGAAACAAGCCAUUCUACUGUGCUAAUGUUUUAAUAUCACAUCUCACAAAUAACAGGGGUGAAUGUUUCUCUCUAGCAAUCUAGGCAGGUGCUGGUGUUUCAUCUCCAUUUGAAUGCUUGACCUCUUAACGUGUGUGUGUGUGUGUGUGUGUGUGUGUGUGUCUGUGUGUGUUCAUGGGUUUUAAAAGAACAGUAUUUUACAAAAGGUGUAGCUUUUAUAAGAGUUCAGAAAAGGAAAGGAUGUGUUUUUUUCUCUCACUAUAGUAUAAGAAUCUAUUUUGGAGAAAAAAAGAAAAUAUGAGGGUCCCGAAGCAUGAUUUUUAUAUAACUAGUUUCAGUUUUAUCUAAUAACUUCCUUUUUAAAUCAAUAUUUAUCAACAAUCUUUCCAUGUAUGCAGUGCUUUCAAAAGAUGGUUUUGAGUGUCCAGUGAAACUUAUGACUUGGAUAUAUGGUUGAAGAAUCCAAACAAAAGCAAAAAAAAAAAAAAAAAAGCAAAAAAAGAAAAGAGAAAAAAAGAAAAAAUGCAAAUGAAAUAAUUUUCUAUUAUAUUUUAGACAAACAUAUCAUUUUCAAGUAUUUUAAAUACUGAAUUCAUAGCUGUUGUUUUUUAAAUUCCAACAGUAACAGCUGAAUGGUUUAAUCUGACUGGCUUCCUAAGAAAUGUUUAAGACUCAGCUUUAAAAAGAAAUUAACAUUCAUAUCUCUGUUUUGAAAUCAAAAAUCAUAUUUCAAAAUUCUUUCCUAGGACCAUCUAUCUGUCUCCCCUCCCCCCCACAAAAAGGAGAAAGAGUGCAUUAAAAUGUUUAGUUGGGUUUUUUAAUUUUUAAUUUUUAUGUUAUGUUUUGCUUUAAGUAAACAAAAAUUUUCCUUUCUUUACUGCAUGCAUAGCACUUAAUAAAAUGGAUUUUUUAAAAAUCCACUAGUAAUAUCAGAAUGUCCAGGGAGUGACUGUCACUACAAUGAUGGUUUAGUUUACUUCUGUUCCACCUUUUGAUUGAAAUAUUUAGUUGUUAGGCUGAAAGCCUCUGCAGUUAAGAACUUGCCUGAGUUUUCUUCGUUCAGCAACUUGACAGUUUGACUGAUGUGCAUUAUAUAUAGCUCAAUUAUGUCUGUUUUUUAUGCUAAGUAGGAAAACCAACCACACACAUUAGCAAACCGGCCUCAACAUGUAAUUAGAAUAAACUGUCUUCUUGUUCUACUCAGGGCCUUUAGGUGUGUUCAUUCACGGUAUGGAAAUACAGUAAAUGAAAGAUUCCAACUAGUUGUCAGUGCUUCUUGAAAUUCCAAACAGAAAGAUACAUUGGUCAAAUCCAACGCUUGGCUUAUCAAUAUUAAGUCUUUUACCUAAAGGCCCAGCCGUCACGAGACAACAGAAUAAUCAAUCUGCCUGAAAAUCCCUCCUCCUUGUCCUACACUUUUUGCCUGUUUGGGAGAAUAUCUUUGUACUCCAUUCUCCUCCCUCAGCCAGUUACUGGGUCACCCAUCCACGUGUUCAUGAAUCAAUCAUCACGGCCUUCAGAGCACCUGUCCUAAGGAGGGAAAAUCCUGCCACACUGCCUCUCCCCAUUCAUGUGUGGUUUUCUUGAUCGGUGAGAUCUGUCUCUGAUGUCACUGCCAGCCUCCCUGGGAACAUCUAUAGUGCCUCCCCUGCCUUAUGUGAUGGGAGUUAACAACUCAGAUAAGUACACCCGAGAGCAUUUCUACCAGGUAAACUCUCACUUAAAUGGAGGUGUCCACAUCUUAAUUGUUUCUCCUUGACAAAUUUCUCAAUCCACGAUGCCAGGAGAGGUAGAGUGAAAAUCCCAGCCAUGGAUGAAUGUACUAAUUUGAAAGCCAAGUGUUAAGUCGGAUGUUUUCCCGUUACGCUACUACUCAGCCCUCUCCUGCGGCCACAUCAACGGAUGCAAGUCACAGUCUUAACACAGCCUGUGGGAGACAAGCAGUUUGUGUGCUCACAGUAUAUAUUAUAGUAAUUAGGGUGACUUAGAGCAAAUACUCUUCAGAUCCCAUGUAGUCAGUGAAACAAAAUGGAGAGCGUAUUCUGAUAGAGGGAUGUCGACGGUGAAUGUUCUGGUGGUUGUUGCCUGUUAAGUAAACUUUAGUGUGUAAGUUGAGUUUGUCGUUAAAAUCAUAAACCAGCUGCAGUAACAGACAAGCCUUUGGCUGUGGAGUUUUAAGCCUCGGUAACUGCUAUAAAACUAGCCAUCCAGUUAGGAUAGAAUGUGUUUCUUUCUGGUUAAAAAAAGAAAAAACCAUCUAAGAAAAUAUAUAUGUAUGUAUGUGUGUAUACAGUGAAAUUCAAGGACCAAAGCAAAAUUUGAAUAGGAAUCUAUUAAUUUAGAAUUUUAUAAGAUAUUUAUUAAUAAAUGUUAUUUUUAAACAUUCCAUUUGAACAGUAUUCUGUAGGAUCUACUUGUUUUUAAAGUGUUAGUCCAUAAUAAACUACUAUAGUUAUGUGUAUUUUCAUUUUUCAGGGUUUCAAAUGGCUAUUCUCCAUCAUUUGGUGGAAAUGUUUGCUUAGAUCUCUGUGCAUAGACAUUUCAAGGAUUUUUAUUGCUCUGUGAGUUAUUUUUUAAUCAACAUUCUGAACAGUUUUUUUAAAACAUUUAUUUCUUUUUUCAUUUUUAAAGUAAGCUCUUUCAUUUCGGAAGCAGAGUUCAGCUAAAGGGAAUCAGUAACUAUAACUGGAACAGCUUUCUUGUAGAAGUGUAAAAACAACUUCAUCUCUGCCUCUCCACCCCACCCCAAUUUCCUAGAAAGCCUUGCACUAUUCAGCUCCCUUAGUGCUUUUUGUCCCUUCCCGAACAAUAUGCAGUAGCUUUAAGCCAUUCAAGCUCCAUUAUGCAGUAUAUCUGAGAAGGGAAAGGAAACAACCCAUUUAAAUUUGAAUAAAACCGUGCCUAUGCGAACAGUAGCAAUUUAGAAUCUCUUUUCUGCUUUUAAAAUAAUUUAUAUUUAAAAAUUGCACUUUAGCUUUUUGAUCCCUUUGUAUUUCUCUUAUUCUCUUUCUAACCUCUUCUCUGUCCUCAAACUUGCCUUUGCUCUCCUUUACAAUGCCCCCCACCCCUCCUCCAAGGCUCUGAGCGGCAUCAUUUAAAAUACUUUACAGAUAUUUGCACCAGGUACAUUUAUGUGCGUCCAUUGGUAGCACAGCUGAGACCUGUGUCUCACAUCAGCCUAGGUGAAGCCUACUACAGGAAUGCCAAGGAGAAGAGCCAGUACACUAUAUAGUUUAUACUCUUUAUCCCUUUAUUCAUAGCAUGUUUUUAAAAAAUGUUAUAUUAUGCAACAGAUGUGAGGCAGCAGCUAAGCUAUACUUAAGAAUUUUCUCUCAUCUUCCAAACCAAAGUGUCCUGAAUAAGCCAGGAGACUUAUUCUUUUGUGCACCCUGGUGCACAUCUGACUGUUGUCCUAGCCAUAGACUCUCUGAGGCCACUGAAAGAACAGUGGCCCUAUCGAUUUCAUUCCUAGGUCUCAAAAAUACAAUGUUGCCUUGUAACAUAAUUAGGGACAGCACCUCUAUUUCACAAUUAUAAUCUAAGGUAGGAUAAGAUGACACAGCAGCAAUAAACUUACAAGUAAAAUUCAAUACCAAAACAAACACAAAGAAAUUUAAAAAACAAAAAACCUAGCUCGUCAUGUUGAGAAAAUGAAAAAGUGUAUGUCCAUUCAAAAUAUUUUACUAUUUCUUGUGGAGUUGUGAUGUAAUGCUUGUAGCCAAAUUGCUUCAAGAGUGUUUAUAUAUUUUUUUCCUUAUAAAUUGUCUAUUUUUAAAAAAAAAAUAUUUAACCACAGCUGAAGUGGGGGGUAAGGCCAAAUUGCCAACAUUUGUUAAAAGAUUAAUACUCUUAAGUGGCACUCUGAUACCUUUCCAACUUGUCAUCAGAAAGGAAUCAAUAAUUACCAACUGUUGUAUUAAGACCAACUUACAAUAUCUAGCUCAUUAGAAGCCAGGAUCUAGAAAGCUCCUUCUAAGCCAUUUAAGAUAUUCUUACAUUGAGCUUCAUAUUAUAGAACUUUAUAGGACUGGAUUUUUUACAAUAGAAUAAUUUAGCCUCAGGACUGAGAAUGUGGAAGCUGAAUAAAUUAGCUUUAAAUACAUCAUUAAAAUCUUAUGCACAAUAAGCUCAUUAGAUUCUAGUUUUCUCCUUCAGAAUACCAAUGCCACAGACGCUACAGGAGAUAAUGAAAGGUAUCAGUUGUGUUGAGUGGAGGGGGUUUAGGAGAAAGGACCCUUCCCAACCAGCAGCCAGUAGAAAAUACAACCUACUCACCUUUUUCCCUUCUAAGUUCUGCUAAAUCACAUCUGCCUCAUAGAGAAAGGAAUGUUGCCUUUGAGAACUCUUGGAGAACAGAUAAGCUUGAAAUGUUCUCUCUAGAGAGGACAUAGGGUUUGGGAUCCUCUGAAAAGGCCCAGAAAAAUAGCUCAGUUCAAACACAAUGUUCUAGGACAAUUGGAAUAUAAAUAUUGUCCAAAAAUAUAAUUAAAAGAAAAAAGUUUAGCACUGUGUAAAGUAAGUGUUAACUGAGGAAGUCCCAAAAAGGUGCUGUCACUUUAAGUUCUGGACUUGGGGUUGUUUGUAUUUGUAAACAGCAAAGCAUUUGUGUUUGUUUGUCUAUUUGUAAAGCAACCACCUUCCUUAUUGGAAGGAGAAAAAAAAGGGGUACAUACAUGUAAAUACUUGCUGCAGCAUUUAAUAUGUUUAAUUUUGUGUUAAGCUUUUUGUUGCAUCGUGAACACAUUUAUUGUUACCAAUGGACAAUGAGUUCAUUAAGACUGUUCAACUAGGUCAGAUUUUUACAUCUCUUUCUAGCAAGAAGAGACAAGAUUUUGUGCAUUUGUACAAAUGUUAAUAUCACUGCAAUUCCAAUAUAAUAAAGCACUCAAAUGCAAAUAA
This is a messenger RNA of Nomascus leucogenys (northern white-cheeked gibbon), 7893 nucleotides long. The record is from RefSeq and is a predicted model, not a curated record. NCBI's taxonomy places the organism in Eukaryota, Metazoa, Chordata, Mammalia, Primates, Hylobatidae.